AUGCCACCGUAUCGACUUGCCUGUCCUUUCAGCCGUGGUGGACAUACCACAGCCCACCAGUGUCAAGAUGGUGUUCUGCGUAUGACGAGGAUGAGAAAGCACCUCAGAGAGUUUCACGGAUGUAACUGCCCCGAUCACUACGCAUGUACCAGGUCGCAGCACAUCCCCCAAGACCUCAUCAACCGCCUGAUCGUCAUCUCUCUCGAGCAAGAAAGUUCACCAACGGAUCGAUGGGCGAGAAUGUACAAGGCGGCCUUCCCUACCCACAGAAUAGUCCCAGGCCCAUGUGUGCCCCGUUUCAGCAAGAUCCUGAGUAUUGCCGAACAUCCUGGGCCCGAAUUCAAGAAGACUAUGGUAGAUCGCCUGGCUCGAGCCGAACGUUUGAGCGUCAAAAGGGCAAACAAGAAAUUGCAACGCUUCUUGAACCGUCUGCCACUCUUUUACGACGUACUCAGCUGGCCCGAAGCUUGGAAUCUGGAACAGUCCUCAGUCAGCGAUGAGUCUGGUGAUGAAGUUGAUGAACCAUCCACGACGCAGCCCGUGGGAGUCGCAGAGCCCCUAGCCUACGAGGAACCCGAUCUUUCUGUUCAACAAGAUGACGGAGUUGCCGAUGAAAAGCCCGAUACCCAGGCCGAACAAGAGACUCUCCCUUCAGCUCCAUCGUCAAGUUAG
Fusarium falciforme is the source of this 672-nucleotide messenger RNA. RefSeq lists its product as hypothetical. Lineage: Eukaryota; Fungi; Ascomycota; Sordariomycetes; Hypocreales; Nectriaceae. The record is from RefSeq and is a predicted model, not a curated record. The transcript is spliced from 2 exons. Bases 1 to 672 code for a protein of 223 amino acids.